Molecule: messenger RNA, 939 nt
Organism: Euleptes europaea (tarantolino)
Lineage: Eukaryota; Metazoa; Chordata; Lepidosauria; Squamata; Sphaerodactylidae
Gene: FAM78A
Product: family with sequence similarity 78 member A
Exons: 2
Coding region: 22-939 (305 amino acids)
Source: RefSeq, a predicted model, not a curated record
CCAGGAUGCGUUUUCUAUCCUAUGGAUAUCGGUUCGGAGAGGGCAGAUGAGGCGGAUCUGAGGCUGCUCGUGUGCUGCAUAGGGUCCAUGCCUGCCCUCCCUCAGGACUGCUGGAGUGUUUUGGGGAUUGUCCUGGUGUUGUGGGCCAUGGGCUGCAUUCAGAGCAUUAGCUGCAAAUCCAAAGGCAUUCGGGAGAGCAUCUCCGUCGUAGAGGUCAAAGCCUCCAUCGAUCCCGUCCCCACCAACAUCGACGAGUCGUCCAGCGUGGUGUUGAGAUACCGGACGCCGCACUUCCGGGCCUCAGCUCAGGUGCUGAUGCCGCCCAUCCUCAAGAAGGAGACCUGGAUCGUGGGCUGGAUCCAGGCGUGUAGCCACAUGGAGUUCUACAAUUAUUACGGGGAUCAUGGGAUGUCCAGCUGGGAAUUGCCGGAUCUCCUGGAAGGCAAGAUCCAAGCGAUUAGCGACUCGGAUGGUGUCAACUACCCGUGGUACGGAAACACCACGGAAACCUGCACCAUCAUCGGCCCCACGAAGAAGGAAGCCAAGUUCAGCGUCAGCAUGAACGACAACUUCUACCCCAGCGUCACGUGGGCGGUGCCGGUGAGCGAGAGCAACGUGGCCAAGCUCACCCACAUUCACCGGGACCAGAGCUUCACCACGUGGCUGGUGGCGACCAACACCACCACCAGCGAGAUGGUGACCCUGCAGACAAUCAAGUGGCGCAUGAGGCUGGGCAUCGACGUGACCCCCAGCAAGCCCCUGGGGCAGCGUGCCAAGCUGCGCGAGCCCUCGGCUCAGGAGCAGCCGCAAAUUCUCACCAAGAACGAGCCAAUACCGACGAGUGCCCUUGUGAAGCCCAAUGCCAACGAUGCCCAGGUACUUAUGUGGAGGCCCACCGAUGGGCCACCUCUAGUGGUGAUACCUCCCAAGUAUCGAUAA